Sphenostylis stenocarpa is the source of this 483-nucleotide messenger RNA. Lineage: Eukaryota; Viridiplantae; Streptophyta; Magnoliopsida; Fabales; Fabaceae. The record is from the annotation of a GenBank genome assembly.
AUGGGCCUUGGCUCUAUUGGGCCUCCAUUUUGUAGCCCAUAUCUUGUGCCUCUUCCAUUAUGUUAUGUUAGUAGGAGCGGUUUGUGGUUGGUGGUGAGGGAAAAGAUAGAUAUGGCAGUUUCAGAGAUAAGUUGGAGUUGGAGGGUUUUGUGUAGCAGCCACAGAGUUAACACGCCAAACACGCCCUUGUUCGUCCAAAUCCCAUUGCCAAUUGGCUUCACCAGGUGCUCUUCUUGUGUUGUUGCUCGCGCUCUGGACCCUAAAAGGGAAGAUCAAAACUCUACCAUUACUUCUCAAGAGGACUUAGUGUACGUGGGAAAAGUAGUGGCAGGUUCUUUUGUGGGUGGUGGUGCAAUCAAGUAUGGAAGCGCUCUUUUCCCUGAGAUAACUACUCCGAACCUUGUGCUAGCUCUCGUUAUCAUCUUAACUCCUGUGCUUGUUGCUGUUUUUCUUUUGAUCAAGGAAAGUCGUACAGACCAAUAG